Tachysurus vachellii is the source of this 2924-nucleotide messenger RNA. RefSeq names its product fumonisin B1 esterase. The record is from RefSeq and is a predicted model, not a curated record. The transcript is spliced from 9 exons. Lineage: Eukaryota; Metazoa; Chordata; Actinopteri; Siluriformes; Bagridae. The coding region runs from base 136 to 1914 and encodes 592 amino acids.
ACUACAGAGGGAUGUGGAAUAAGGGGGUCUGUAGACUAUGUAGUUUACUACAUGUUCAAUAAAACUCUUUUAUUUUACGACCCAGGCAUUGGUAAGGGAAACUGUUCGCUCAAUGCGUAAACAUUGCGAGGAGACAUGAAUGAGGACGCGUUUGAGGUCCCUGCAAGGAACGAGUACCGCUACCUCGUUCAGGAUGAGGCUGAAGAGGAGGUCCAAUAUGCCCGCCGCUACUACGUUAGCCCGUUCCUGCAAGUAUCCCGCAGAUGUAUGUUUUUGAUUGGCUGUGGCAUUCUUGCCCUUCUCACUCUCGCCGCAUACCUGGCUUACGUGGCUCAGACUCCACCCCGUGCUUAUGCUCAGGUGCAUACAGACUGUGGUUUGCUGCAUGGACGAUGGGCAGACGGUGCCUAUUCCUUCAAAGGUAUCCCGUAUGCUGUGCCACCAGUCGGCGAACAACGCUGGCAUCCUCCAGCAGACCUCAAAGCAAAUGGAAAGUGCUGGGAUGGCAUUUACGAUGCCACACAUUUUCGCAGCAUUUGUGCCCAGGUGCAGCCUCUCAGGGAAAAUGGGCACGUGAUGGGACAAGAGGACUGCCUGCACUUGAACAUCUGGACACCUAGCCUGCUGCCUGCUGCUGCCUUGCCCGUCAUGGUGUGGCUCCAUGGUGGACACUUGCACAUGCUGAGCGGGCAGGAAAAAGGCUACUCACCCACCGAGGAGCUGGCGGGAAGAACACAAACUGUGUUUGUCAGUCUGAACUACAGGCUUAAUGCAUUCGGCUUCAUGGCUCUGGAACUACUGAGAAAAAGUUCUCCUACCAAUACCUCAGGGAACUACGGCUUCAUGGACCAGAUUCAGGCUCUUCGUUGGGUUCAGAAAAACAUCCAUGUGUUCGGUGGAGAUCCAAAGAAAGUCACCAUAUUUGGAGAAACUUCAGUGUGGGCUUUGAUGAAUUCACCUCAAGCUGAGGGUCUGUUUCAUCGUGCAAUCGGAAUGAGUUCCUCAUUCGUGUCUAACACCUCGUUGGACUCAGCCGAAAGAGACAACCUCGUGUUCUUGAAGAGAACAGGCUGCCAAGAUGCCACAUGCCUUCGAAAGCUCAACAUAACUCAGAUCCUCCAGGCCAUUCCAUGGGAGGAAUACCCAGCUUGGGCAAAAAAGGGGCAAGAGGACAUCCCUAUUAAAGGGAAUACAUAUGGUCCAGUUGCAGUUGUAGAUGGUCAUGUUCUCUCCACACAUUCAUUUAAAGCUUGGAAGAAGGGUGGAUUUUACAAUGACGUUCCAUUCGUGGUUGGGACAGCAGAGCAAGAAACUGACUUCAGUCCCCCGAUGAAGAACAUCUCCACCUGGACAUCGGCCGACUACCAGUGGUUUCUAUCAGAGAAUCUGACACCAUUUGGAAACGAUGUGCUAUCUCAGGCACUGAGGCUUUACAACAGUUCUGCGCCAUGUCCGACCAAUGACCGCUGUCCUGAAAGACUUUACACUACGUUAGUGUCAGAUAUGCGAGCCAGCUGCCCCAGCAACCACCUCGCCACCCAAGCUGCAGACGCUUUGAAGAGCCCUCUGUACCGCUACCUGGUGACCUAUACACCAUCCAAAGAAGCCGAUUCAUCCACGUGGCUCCCUUUUCCAAGCCGCUUCUCCUUCCACAUGAUUGACAGCUUGGCAUUCUUCGGUGGCCUCGAGAUGGCACUCGGCACAACGACCUCUAAAGAUAAAGCUUUUCAGCAAACGCUCACCAAAUAUUUCAUCCAUUUCGCGAAAGAAGGUAAAAUGCCAGAGGACUGGCCAGAGUUCCCGUCCCAGACUGCGAUGCUGAACGAGACUCUUUCUGUGGCACCGAAUCCUUUAGCAGAGCGAUGUGCUUUGUGGGAAAAGAACAGCUUUUAUUCAUAUGCCUGGAUCAACUAAUGUGGUUUGUUGGACACUCAAGAUCGUAAGCUUCAGUAAACAAACACGCACCAACCCUAAGCAGCUACAAGUCGUCGUCUUGUAUUUUUGUAUCGCAUUUCUAACUCUACUUAAUUGGCCAAAACAUGCAGGGAGGAAGAAUUUUAUUUGCACUGAAAGUCAAGCAUAUUUUUGUUUGUUUGUUUUGGAAUUAUUAUUAAUCAUUUAAAAAAAGCAGUAAGAGAACAUACAUAGUGUUGAAUAAGAAGAAAACUUGCUUGACUUUGCAAAACUCAUUAAUGUAUGGUUUCUUAGGGGCUGCACAAUAACGUCAAAAAUCCUUUAAACCUACAAGUCUUUAAAUCAAAAGGACACAGCGCACCUCAUUCAGAAAGCUGGAAACGAACCGAUUUACUCCUGAAUCGUUCAUAGAAUCCUGUAAUUUCAGAAAAUUUCAAUAAUUUGUUUCUUUUCAUUGUUCGGUACAAAUGAUCAAAUGAAUUAGAUCUUUUAGGUGUUAUAAAUACAUUUCUCUUCCCUUCGUCUUGAAGGGUGACUUGCUUUUGUUUUCUGUGAUGAGAGAGAUCAGGUUCCUGACCCUUCCAGGAUGGAGGCUGUGUUUAGAGAAGCAUUCUGUAGGCUUGGGCUGUGUGCUUACCUGUUACUCCUCAUUCUGUCACAGUGAUUGGACAGGUUGACUUCUUCGAUAUGUGCGAAACGACUAGAUGAAAGGUUGUCGUCGAAAGAGGCCACAUGAAAGCACGGACGUGUGUAGACCCACAUCAAAGCCCUGAUUCUUUCAUUUUGUGCAGCAGCUUCAUGGGGUCAGAAGCGACACCAAUUUUUUAUUUUUAUUUAUUUUUUUUUAUUUCCACUGUGACUUACUAAAUGCUGUGCUUUCACUGAUAUAUAUAGUUUUAUACACAAUGAAGUCAAAUGAUUGCAUUUUGGAGGUCAGCUUUUAUUUACAUAAAACUUAUUUUUUCCACUGAUCUACAAUAAACACCUGUUUUCAGGUGAAGUCAAAUUAA